This is a messenger RNA of Camelina sativa (false flax), 622 nucleotides long. Its product is annotated as large ribosomal subunit protein uL29w. Gene Ontology annotation, cellular component: ribosome; cytosolic large ribosomal subunit. Lineage: Eukaryota; Viridiplantae; Streptophyta; Magnoliopsida; Brassicales; Brassicaceae. Gene Ontology annotation, biological process: maturation of LSU-rRNA from tricistronic rRNA transcript (SSU-rRNA, 5.8S rRNA, LSU-rRNA); translation. The record is from RefSeq and is a predicted model, not a curated record. Gene Ontology annotation, molecular function: structural constituent of ribosome; mRNA binding.
GUAUAAAUUAGCCUUCUUCAUCAAAAUUAGGGUUUGCGACUCUUGGAGCCAGAAACGACCAGGUAGCGGCACAUCAGUUCAAUUCAACCACCAGCAAGCUCACGAUGGCGAGGAUCAAGGUUCAUGAGCUUAGGGAUAAAUCGAAGACUGAUCUUCAGAACCAGUUGAAGGAGUUCAAGGCUGAGCUCGCUCUCCUCCGUGUCGCUAAAGUCACCGGUGGUGCACCCAACAAGCUCUCUAAAAUCAAGGUUGUGAGAAAAUCCAUCGCUCAGGUGUUGACAGUGAUCUCCCAGAAGCAGAAGUCUGCUUUAAGAGAAGCAUACAAGAACAAGAAGCUCUUGCCUCUUGAUCUCCGCCCUAAGAAAACACGUGCUAUCCGUAGACGCCUCACCAAGCAUCAGUCUUCGUUGAAGACAGAGCGUGAGAAGAAGAAAGAGAUGUAUUUCCCAGUGAGGAAGUAUGCUAUCAAAAUGUAGUAGUUUCGUUAUCCAGUUUUAGUUUUGUCCCACCUUUUGUUUUUUAAUUUUACUGAAGUUUUGUCAUCAAACAGACUCUCUAAAACAAUCAUUGUGUUGUCGUUUUUCUUGUUUCUUAAAUUAUAUCAUAUCAAUCGUGUAGUAGA